Molecule: messenger RNA, 1266 nt
Organism: Verruconis gallopava
Lineage: Eukaryota; Fungi; Ascomycota; Dothideomycetes; Venturiales; Sympoventuriaceae
Exons: 5
Coding region: 1-1266 (421 amino acids)
Source: RefSeq, a predicted model, not a curated record
AUGGGUCGACACGCAAAUCCAGAUAUCCGACGCGCCUUCAGCGAAUUCGAAGAUACCGAUUCGCCGUCAAAAUGUCUGAAGGUCCGCUGUCUUCACUGCGGCUAUACCAGAGCGAAAAACACGACGCGCCAGAUCGAACAUCUACAGACAUGCCAGCAAUACCUCGCGUCUCCCGAUGCGCAACAGCACAUGCAGUCAGACCACGGCGCCAUCGACGCAGACUCACAACGUGCCAUGCUGAAUGGCACACAUCCCAAUCCCAAUCUGCAAGUCCAUCGUCGCGGCCCGAACCAGAACAAGCGGAGUCGCGAGAGCAUGCUGGCACCUGGGCCCUCUCCGCAGCCUCGCAGUGCUCCUGCCUCGCAAUUUCAGCCGUCGCUCACAAAUCACCUGCUCACUCAGUGUCAGGCUGCAUUCAGUUCCGCGACGCAGCAGCCUUUCCUGUCUCACGCUGGGUGCGGCACCCUCUCUGUGGGACCUCUCGCACAAUGGAUGGUCCAGGAUGGCCACUACACCAAGAGCUACAUUCAGUUCCUUGGUGCGAUGAUUAGCAAGAUACGGCUGCCGGAAGUUGCAAAUUCGCAGUUCCACCCUAUGUACCGCACUCUGGAUCUGCUGAUUUCUGCGCUGAACAACAUCCGACGCGAGAUGUCGUUUUUCGAGAUCACGGCGACUAAGUACGGGAUACAGCUCAGUUCAGACCCUCCAACCCACAUCACGAGGGCAUAUAUGGAUUUGUUCAAUAGUGUCUCAAGUCCCAGCGCAACAUUGCUUGAAGGCAUGGUCGUGCUAUGGGCCACCGAACACUGCUAUCGUACAGCCUGGAUGUACGCCUCAUCCUUCACCUCCACCCUCUCCGGUCCCAGCAAUGAGAACCACAUCGCCGCCCUCCACCAAUCGCUCAUCCCUAACUGGACCUCCCCUGCCUUCUCCAAGUUUGUCGAUGCCUGUCGCUCCCUCGUAGAUGACCUUGCAAACUCAAGCACCAAUGCGAACGGUAAGGAGGAGAUGACCCGCUGUGAGCAGGUUUUCCAGCAGAUCUGUUGGCUACAAGAACGCUUCUGGCCCGAUGUCGACGGCAUGGGCGAAGAAGACGACAGCGGAAGGUAUGAAGGCCCUACAGGCUUUUCGUCUACGAGUGGGAUCGGUGGAUCGGUGAACGGGGGUGGUCUUGGGGGCGCGCCGGAUGCAAACGGGCUGUCGAGUGGAACGUUUGGAGGCGCGUUGAAUGGGAUUGGAGAAUCUACAGGAGGUGCAGCGAAUUGA